AUGAAUGCUGAAUUGACUUCCAACAACAAAGGAGAGUCUGCGCCUUCAGCAGUUCAAACUGAUUCUUCCAUUGAAUCAACCCGGCCUGAGUCUCUUCAACAAGUGGAUGAUUCCAAUAAACUGAUGCAUUCUGCAACAACCCAGGAUGAGAAACACCAGUCGUCCGAGAUGGAUCAACCAAACGCUUCUGCUGCCUCCUCUUUGAAGGAUGUAGAAGAGAAUUCUUACGCUCAUGAUCAGGAUACCAUACCAACUGCUAUUGAUGAGUCUGUUCCUAGCCAGGAUCCUAUAGAUGUUCAUACGCAAGAUGACAUCGAGACAAAGCCCAGCGAGCCAGAGCCUUUGUCGAACCAGGAUCCUGUAGAUGUUCAUACGCAAGAUGACAUCGAGACAAAGCCCAGCGAGCCAGAGCCUUUGUCGAACCAGGAUCCUGUAAAUGUUCAUACGCAAGAUGACAUCGAGACAAAGCCCAGCGAGCCAGAGCUUUUGUCGAACCAGGAUCCUGUAAAUGUUCAUACGCAAGAUGACAUCGAGACAAAGCCCAGCGAGCCAGAGCUUUUGUCGAACCAGGAUCCUGUAGUUGUUCAUACACAAAACGACACAGAGACAAAGCCGGACGAACCGGACUCUGUGCAAGAGCAGGUCGAAGUUGAGAAAGGUGAAGUGGUUUCGGUUGUUCCAUUAUCGAGGGAUCCAUCUGAGUUGGAAACAAAAGUUAAUGAAUUGGAAGAAGCAAAACAAGACACACCACAGAAAUUGGAGUCAGAGGACACUCAAUCACAAAAUACGAAUGUCAAUGAAGCUAACGUCCCAAGAACAGCGGCUUCAACUGGUGAACCUGCCAAGGAAGCUUUUACUUCUUCUGCUGACAACCGUAUCUCUGUGUCCCAUUUGUUUGCGAAUGAUGAGCCUUCCAGUUUGGGGUUUUUUGACAACCUCGUUCAAGCUGCAGACUCUCAUCCUACUGCGGAUAUGGAUAACAGUGACAGCCUUUUUGGCGAAUUCAACCAAGGUUUUGAGAUUAAUGCGCAAGAUGAAACCAACUAUAAUAACUAUAAUGACUCCCAAUUCCCACCUACAAAGUCAACCAUGGAAGCUGAUUAUGACCAUCCGGUUUCUGCAUCUACGGAACCAGUUUUAUCAUCGUCUUCAAAACACUUGGAGAUGGACUAUCGGAACGAAGAGCUAAUGGUUCCAAAUAAUGAGCCAUUCAGUGAAAAUAACUUUGACAAGGAAGCAACUGGUGUUUCCACUGACGAAGUACAACCUAGUUCAAGUGAACUCUUUCGUCAGCAAUCUUCUGAACCAACACCGGCAGCAAACCAAGAUCAGAUAGAUGAGACACCUGUUUUUCACGAUGAUUCCCACAAUAGAUCCAACAUGGAAACGUCUCAUCCAGAGACGGAAGAAACUGCAGAUCUCUUUCAGAAUAAUCCAGAAGAAGAGGAUAGGUUUUUCAGUGAAGUUUUACAACCUCACGAACAAGCUCCUUCCACUCAACCAAAGGAUCACGUUGCUGAUCCUUCUUUGGAUGUUUUCUCUUCCUUUCAGCACCCUCCUGUGGACGAAGAUGCCGCCUUGUUCAAUCAAUUCGCCAACGAUGAUGCACCCUUAGGAGGAUUGCUGGAAAGCAGCAAUACAAACGAUAAUGAAUUGAUAGAUGAUUCCGAGUUUUCUUCAUUAUUGGAUAACUUUUUGAAACCAGCUGCUCAACCGCCUGCUUCUUCCUAUAUCCCCACACAACCGAAACAGUUGCCAACAACACCAUUACCUCCAUUAGAUACUACAAAGCGUUCGUCUUCCCAGAGUUCUAAGCCUUUCGUUGCUUCCAAAGAAGGUUAUAGCUCACCAUAUGACCUUCCUGAAGAAAUUGUCCAACAGGCUCAACAAAAGCGAUCUGCCACUUAUACUUCUGCUCGAAAAGCUGCUCAGAUAUCCGCAUCAAAAAUUAGCUCCCCUACAGUGAGUAGUUUUCAAGGGCUAAAUGCUCCUCCUAUUCCUCCAGAAACUUCGGUUCCACUUAGUACCACAAGACAACGUCCUAACGUCCCUCCAGCCCCUCCUGUUGUUAAUACUCUCCCCGCUACGAAUCCAGCUCGCCCUUCUGUCACGCAAGCACCUAGAACAAAUGAUAAUUCUUAUGGAACUGGGAGGUAUACUCCUGGUUUGUCUAGCGAGAUGCCUUCAGCAGCUCCAGUGGUUCCUAUGCAGGAAGCAAAUACUUUGGAAACAAAGCCUCCUUUAGCACGAAAUUAUACGAGAUCUCCAUAUGCUCCUAUAGUAUCUCCUAAAGAACUCCCACAUGUUCAACAGGCGCCUCGUGUUCCGGUUUCUUAUACUCCGGUUGAGACCCAAAAGCCUUUGGCUUCAGUUCCCAAUAUUCCUCCACCAAGCAACCAAAGAGAGUUGCAAGCAUCUACGAUUGAUGGCUCCGCUGUACCCUAUAACCCGCUGACAGCAGCCCAGUCAAAAGUAGGUUAUUCGCCAUCAGUAAAGGUUGGAAGAUCAUAUCCUAGCGUUCCCGAUUUACAGGCCUCCAUACCUCCUUUCGAACAUUUCUCACCAUUUAUGAACGGGAAUGAAAUACAGUCAAUUCGAGGAAGCACAGCACCACCACUGUCACCUGCUCAAGUUCAUCCAUAUACUCCAAUACACGAUACAUCAACUCUUAAUAAAACAGACCCAUCAUCACUUAAUCGAGGAUACAACCCUGAAGCUUUCCCUUCAGAUAUUCCCGGGACUACCCUUCCUCCGACCGAGCGUCCUAUUUCUCGCACAAGAAGUCCAGUUCUUUUUCAUAGGGAAAGUAUACCAGAUCGGCCCGCCACUGUUUCAUUGCCUGCUAAGCAACAUUCUGAUAUUGAAAGAAAGAGUUUGAGUGAGAUGCAGCGAGAGCCCAAAUUGGCCGAGAGCGCUAAUUCAUUGUCCAUUGAAACUAGGAUUGGCAACAGUUAUUUGAGCGCUCACUCAGCUCAACCAUAUUCGAACCCAUCGCCCCAUCCUUUAGAUCUACGAUCUAAUAUCGCCGCAUCUGUUCCUGUAUCACCGAACUUUUCUGCUUCUAAGCCCAUUAAGAAUUUGGUUUCAUCUGAUGAAACGUUACAACAGCAAAUAAAUUUAAUCAGGUCGAAACCAAAGCCGAUUAUAAACUUUGGCCCUUGUGGAACAGUGAUAACUUCUUUUCCAAUAUCAAGUCAGUUUUAUUCUGUAAAUGGAACAAGGGAUAAUUUCCAGCCAGGGCUUUUGAAGCUUCAAAGCCUAAAUGAUUUAAUACCUCCGGAAAAUGACAAUGUUAUUAAGUUCCCUGGCCCAUUCAUAGCUUCUGGUGAUAAACUUGAAAAAAAUGCCAAGAAUGCGGCAAAGGAAUGGAUUUCUAAAUAUAUAGAAAAUUUAAAGUCAGGAAUAACUUAUUCAUCUUCUGAUGAUACAUCUGAAAUAGAAGACAAGCUAUUAUUGCUUCAAACAAUGGAACAGCUUCUCAGCAUACCGGAUAUGUCAACUUUCCCAGAAAGUCUACUUAAGAUUCUUAUGCCUGGGUUUGAGAAGCCUGCUCCUUGCAAUACUGCGACAACUGUACAAGAAUUAAUUAGUCCAGAGAGAAGCGUUGAUAGUUCUCCGGUGGUAUCAUCGGGGAAUACUACAGGCUCCUUUUUAGAACGCAUUUACAGUUACUUACUAAUUGGUGACAAGGAGGAAGCACUCAAUUUCGCUUUACAAGAGAAACAAUGGACUUUUGCUUUGCUUAUUUCCUUCGCAUUAGGGCCAAAGGUUUUGGAAGGUACAGUAAGAAGUUUUGCAAAAUCUGAAGUAAAAAUGGAGAUGUUGAAGCCGGGUGUUGGUAUAAAUCUUCAGUUAGCAUUACAGUUAUUAUCUGGAGCUGAUGCUGCAUCAAUGUCUGAAUUUUCGAGUACAUCGUCUUUAUUAAAUCUAUCUGCGCAGUCAGCUACUACGAAUGCAUUGGCUUCAUGGAAGGAGUUGGUUGUCAAUAUCAUUUGCAGCCAAUACAAAGAUAAAAAUAAUGCAUUAAUUGAGCUGGGCAAAUUGCUUUUACAGGAAAAGCGAAUUUACGCUGCUCAUUUGGUGUUCAUGUUGACAUUUUCUUCUGAAAUUUGUUCACAGCAUCCUCAGUCCUUAUUUCACCUGUUGGGCCUUCCUAAGGAUGGAACUUUACCUACCCGUGAAGAAUUAUUAGACAGCAUUCAGCUGACUGAAGUUUUGGCUUUAAUCUAUAGUAUUCACACCGAUCGAGGUGUGAUUACGUAUCCCCAUUUGAUGAAUGAUCGACUUUACCUUGCUACGACGUUGUCCGAAAGAGGCGAGAUCCAUACAGCUAAAAAAUAUUGCGAAUUAAUUGGGACUUACUUGAAUAAGGCAUCCAAGAAAGGAUCGACUUUGGAUCCUGCUUUCAUUUUCGCUGUACGAGACUUGACCCAACAAAUUUUUGAAAAUAGUUCCAGUGAAGACGUUACUACUUCAUGGUUGGGUAGGACUGUGUCAAGACCGCGUCUGGAUAACGUGCUUUCUUCGUUGGGUAGCAAGUUCAGCAAGUUUGUCGCCGGAGAAAAUGAUUAUGACAUUUCGCGCCCAGCAACCGCAAAUGAUGGACCGUUUGGAAAAGUAGCCGCUCAUCAAGAAGCGACUUCACGUGCCGGAUCUGCAAUGGGAUACGGAAAUAAUAAUGAUUUAAGGCCUUAUUCAUCUGGAAUAUUGAAUCCUAAUGAUAUGGUUGCACACUAUGGCAUGAGCCAAGGAAAUGCUCCAUAUAUGAACAGAUUUGAACCUGCGGGUGUAAGCAAUGAAUAUCCUUAUGUGCCGGCCUCAGCCUUGCAAGAACAUCAGGACAACGUUUCCAACCUUAAUUUGGCUGCAGAUUCUGAAAUAUCUUCACCGGGACAAAUGCAGGCUCAGCUAAAAACGAAACAGCCACCAGUUUACGGAGAAGAUUUAUCUGGCCCUCAAUAUACUCCAUUCGCACCACCUGUCCCCACUCAGGGUGCUUAUGUGCCGCGCACUUCUGUUGAAGAAGGUUUUGGGACAGGAAUGGAAGGGGAACCUCUGGAAAGUCCUUACCGAUACAAGGCUCCAGUUCCUGAAGUUUCCACAGCUCCUGUUGUGCCCCAGUAUGCGCCUUCACAGUAUGCUCCUAUAGGACAGACGAACGAAGCGUCGCCGUAUGCUCCAAUAAAUACGAACGCAUACGUACCGAAGGUCCCUGAAGCUGAGAAAGAGCAGAAUCCGAUGGAGAACUUGACUACAUCCAUGCAGGAUUUAAGUUUUAAUCCUGAUCGAAGUGAGCAAGCUAAAAGAGCGGCUGCGCAAAAUGUUGCAGAGCUCGUAAAACGCGAAGAAGAAGAGAAGGCAAGGGAGAAAGCCGCUGCUUCGGAGAAAAAAAGCAAUAAGAAGGGAUGGUUUUCGAAGCUUUUACGCAGAGAUGAUAACAAGGAGCAAUCAUCGGUUUUCCAAGCCAAAUUAGGGGAGAAAUCACAUUUGCGGUAUAACAAAGAGUUACGACGAUGGGUGAAUGAAGAUGGUUCAGACUUGAACAAUCAAGUGGCACCACCUCCACCUCCUCCAAAGGUUAUUCCAAACAUGCCUAUGCCUAUUCCAACGCAGGCUGCGAGUGAAAUGGCACCUCCAAGUGUGCCAAUGCCAAUCCCAAGUGCAACAGCUACUGCUGGUGCGAAUCUGCCUCCUGCUUCUGUUGGAUUACCACCAACUUUAGGAUCCGGUGGUUCACCUGGCUUGCCGAAUAUCCCCGCCAUUCCUCCCAUGAGUCGUACAACUCCAGGUGCAAAGACGACAAGUGCUGAUCCCUUGGAAGACAUCUUACAUUCUGUUCCUCCUCCGGCUACGGGCCGACGUGGAAAAGGUAAGACAAGUAAACGAUAUGUGGACGUUAUGAGAGAUACGUAA
Schizosaccharomyces osmophilus is the source of this 5913-nucleotide messenger RNA. RefSeq names its product multidomain vesicle coat component Sec16 (gene sec16). Lineage: Eukaryota; Fungi; Ascomycota; Schizosaccharomycetes; Schizosaccharomycetales; Schizosaccharomycetaceae. The record is from RefSeq and is a predicted model, not a curated record. Gene Ontology annotation, biological process: COPII vesicle coat assembly; Golgi organization; autophagy. Bases 1 to 5913 code for a protein of 1970 amino acids. Gene Ontology annotation, cellular component: endoplasmic reticulum exit site; ER to Golgi transport vesicle membrane. The transcript has a single exon.